CCACAGGGGCUCAAGCCGAUGGAUCACAACGGGCUGUCAGAUCCUUAUGUCAAGCUGCACUUACUGCCCGGAGCCAGCAAGGCCAACAAACUUAGAACCAAGACCCUGCACAACACACUCAAUCCGGUCUGGAGUGAGACGCUAACCUACUUCGGCAUCACAGACGAGGAUAUGGUCCGCAAAACCCUCAGGAUUUCAGUGUGUGAUGAGGACAAAUUCCGCCACAAUGAGUUUAUUGGGGAAACCCGAAUUCCCCUGAAAAAGCUGAAGCCCAACCAAACCAAAAACUUCAACAACUGCCUGGAGAAACAGCUACCUGUCAACAAAACAGAAGACAAGUCUCUGGAGGAACGUGGCCGCAUCAUGAUUUCCCUCAAAUACAACACGCAGAAGUCGUGCCUGGUGGUGGGCAUCAUCCGCUGUGCUCACCUCGCCGCCAUGGACGCCAACGGCUUCUCUGACCCAUACGUCAAAACAUACCUGAAGCCUGAUGAGAACAAAAAGUCAAAGCACAAGACUGCUGUGAAGAAGAAGACACUUAAUCCAGAGUUCAAUGAGGAAUUCUGUUAUGACAUCAAAUAUGCAGACCUCACCAAAAAGACGCUGGAGGUGACUGUGUGGGACUAUGACAUUGGAAAAUCGAAUGAUUUCAUAGGUGGUGUAUCUCUGGGUAUUAAUGCUAAUGGGGAGAGGCUCAAACACUGGUUUGACUGCCUCAAAAACAAGGACAAAAAAAUCGAGCGCUGGCACACGCUGACCAAUGAGUUACCCGGCUCAUUAAAUGACUGAAGACCACGUCCCGCCGGCCCUCACCCCCCCGUCUGACCGGACCUCACAGGCCUCCUGGCUUUGGUUUGGAACGCCGGCCCCAGCCCCGUUCUCUCUGGAUCCUCAUGGUGGCCACAGCUAUGCCUGACCCCUCUCUUUGGGAAUAUGUUUCCUGUCAACAGGGCUCAGCUAAAAAUAUCCCAAUACAACGUUCCACAUCUUCCACACACACAACAGGAGCUGCACAGCGGCUCAGUCUUUAUUUUUCUAAGAGAUUCUCAUUCAUCCAAAUUGUAGGUUGGUUUUUUUAAGCUUUUCAGCUUUAUCAUACGAUCGGUGAAAAUAAAAGGCGCUAGUGCUAUCUGUUUCAUGAGAUCUUUUACAGUAGCUGAAUCCAUUUCAGUCCUUAAAUCUCUGAAUCCCUGAAACAACGGGGAAAACCUCUUCCAGUGUCACAACAUCAAGAGGUAAAAUAGAGUAGACACAAACAAAAGAUGUAGCAGAUAUUUCCUCAUGUGCAGAGAUUUGAUGAAAUAAUACUCCUCUUCUGAAGACAGUCCUCCCGUUGACAGCUUGGUUAACAGUAACACUUAGUAUUGUAAAGGAGCAGAUGAAUGAAACGGUGGUGCACUUUAAAAUGAUUGUAAAGCAUCCACACAGAAUCCACACAACUAGCCUGGAGCCAGCAGUUUGACCCAGGACUCUGUCCACUGGUCAGAGUCCUUUUACCUCUUGAGAACAAUGUCAUAAAAAAGAUUGUGUUUUUAUUUUAAAUAUGCUUUGUCACUGAAUUGGCAUGAAACAUUUCAGAUGAGAAUUUGAUUUAUAAAGCUAAACAUGAUUUUUAUUUGGUUGUGGGUCAGAUUUCCCCAUCUUUUUUAGCAGAACAAUAUCAGGCGGAUAUUUUGUGUGUAGGCUUCAGCUAAACAAAACUGGACCAUUGAGCUGGAGCAAAUGUGUGUGUUCCAAUAGGUCACACUGAAGUUCCGGAGACCUCUAGCUGUUGCAGGAAUCAGCUCUUAUCAUCUGGGUGAAAAACAAGGUCAAACUGUAAUUGUGUUAAAGAUAAAUGGCCAACAUUGUGAAGCCUGGAAUGUGAGUAAGGAUGUGAUUGAAUCACUGUGCCCAAGACUCCUUUUGUUUUGCGAUGGUAUCCAUGGAACUCCAGUCCCAUUGAUUAACCCAGAUUGCAAUGCUUGAAACUUGUCAAGCUUUGACCUCAGUCAAUUUGGUGUCUAAUGCAUGUUUAGGAAGGCUUUUAGUAACAAUGUACAUGUUGUAUACAGUUCUCAGAGGCAUUCAGGGCGUUCCAUGUGUUUGUAGGACUCUCCUUUACUAAUUUUGCAGCCAUCAGGCUCCAAAAAGUAACAACACUCCAAGGACAAAAAUGUAGCCACCAAAUCGGAGUAUUUUUUCCAACCCCUUCCCAUCCAAACAGCAACAGAGAGCUUCAGUGCUGCUCUGUCUGUGAUGCGCUGUGGCAGAAAACCCCGUAAAGCUCCGUGCACGUCAGGAACUGACAAACAAAUUGUUGCAGGAUAAAAGGCUUUGAUGAACAGCCUGUCGGGGAGGAGAAUAUGGUAAUCAUAGCAACAGCAGAAAAUGGCUGUGUGAGGGGACAAAUGCCAGCAGACUGGCCCGAAGUUGGAGUUUAGGAUUUAAGACAUACUGGACAAUGAUGAGCCACUAGAAGUUUAAAAAAAAAAUGAAAUUACUUACAAGUAUUAAUUAUACCACAGGAGGCAUGUUCUCUGUGUAUUUUGAGCUAUUAAAUGCAAGAUAUCAUAACACAGCCCUUUUGGAUUUAAGCAUGAUUUUUGAUCCGUGUCAAAGCUCAGUAAGUGUUGGAGUCGUUCAGUCUGGUUAGCAAGUCCUGGUUUCUUAUAGAUGGCAAAAAUGGUAAAAGCUGUGGCUCAGGGGAUCUGAGAGUGGCCGUUCAUCAAUUAGAGUCAUUGGUCUGGCCCCCAGCAUCCCCAGUCCACCGGUCAGCCUGUCCUUCAGAACAUCACUUAGCCUCACCGUGUGUGAACACAGUGUGUGUUUGUGGGUGUGUGUUUGUGGGUGUGUAGGAUGAGCGCACUGCACUGCCUGAUGGCGGCCGAUUGUGGAACAGGGGAGGUGGUUUCCAGUGUAAAGGCAUUUUGAGCACUUAACACCAUUUUUUUCUAAAAAGUCCACUUAAUUAUUUUCCUCACACAAAUUCUCCUUGGAGUGGACUCAGCCGGUGGCUCUGCAGCCCGCAGCUUCCCCUCAGCUUCAGACUGCUCCUCUGGUUUUGUGGGUGGCGGUAGCACAUUCUCAACCAGGUUGCAAAGUACUUCUUAUAUAUUUUGGUCCUUUGUUUUCGUGGGCCGUUCACAUGUGACUCCAUUAGCUCUUCUCAGGAGCUGAGCUCACCACGUUUUCCCUCCAAACACCUGAAACUUUGUGCACUUCAGCACAAACGCUAGCUAGUCUCUGAUGGUUGAUAUUUUUAGGUGUCAGGUUUGGUAUUGACGUGUUACUUGCAUGUUUUUUGUUUUCAACAGGAGCAUAGCAAAUAUGGUGUCACAGCUUAAAGGUCCAAUCUGAAACCCUCUGUUGCAGCUAAAACAAACUGAAAAUCUAAUUCCAUUGGCACAAAUGUUUUUCUCUUCUGUAAAAACAACUCUCUCCAACUUUGGACAUAGAUUGAUUGUUUUAAAGUAAAGAAACUCAAAUCAAUCUCUUUUUUCUAGCAAUUCAAUAGUGAUUAAAAAAUUAUCCAAAACCAUGAUCCAAUUUAAUCUAAUAACAAAUAAUGCCAGUUCAUAAACAGUAUUCCAGCUGUUAAACCGCCAGAUCCCAAUAAAUAUUUGCUUCUUUCAAUAAAUGUGACUCAGAGUUGCGAAACACAUCAAUCUAAAUGUUCAUCAUUGAAACUUACAAGAAUAUUUUUUCUUUUAUAGUUGGAUUAUUGCCAGUGGGUCAAACUGAGGCAGACUGAAGUUAUGGAACCUUCUUUCUGGAGAAAGAUCUGGAGACAGUUAUGGAUAUUAAAUCUCAUGUGCAGGCAAAGAUUCUGCUGAUUUGUGGGCAUUUUCAGCCCAGCAAUAGAAAUGUCCACAGUCACAGUAGAGAAAUCACAUGGAAACCCACGGUUUCCUGAGCAGGGGGCUGUAAUCAACAGCACGGCGAGGCUCAGAGAGGUGAAAAUCACUUGUUGAACUACAGAACCACAGGAUUGGGUAGCUCUAUGGCAUGUGUGCAGCUUAUUGUUUACACUACAGAGAAUGAGUUUCCUCAAAAAACAUUGCAAAGUUUAAGAAAACAUAAAGUUUACGUCAGAUAUAAGAUACUGUUAAUAUUUACAAAGCAUGUCUUGUUUACAACAGCCUAUUCUUGCGGAAAUUCCAGUUUGCUGCUGAAAGGGCCCGGGCCCUGCUGAAGUCUCUGUGAUUGCUCAGUCACGCGAUGCAAGCUUUGCAAAGAUGGGCAGAAAUGAGAAGGGCAUCAUUUUUAAUAUUUGUGCGAUGUAUAUUGUUACUAUGUUGUUGCAUUUGUUGAAGUUUUUCUAAUGUAAGUAGCUCCACUAUAAAAUGUACCAAAACAAAAUGUGUUUCCCCUCCCCCUCCACACUGAUCCCUCUGAGGACGUGUGUUAUUGAUCCUGUUCAUAGACCACAUCUGAAGCUCUUUAGAGCGCGCAUAUGUGGGCAUCACGAUGUUUGAACUGGGAGUCUGGCACACACUGCCAGGCUCUCUCACUCAGACACCAGGAUGGAUCAUGCUUGACUCUGAAUAGAUUUUUUUCUCUUUCUUUUAACGACCGGGGUUGCAGUUUAACCCCUGCAGCCCUAAAAACGUAAACAACCGAGAGCCGGACGACCUUUUUCUGUGGUGCUGUUCUGCUAAAUCUCCGCUGCACAGAGGCAGCAUACAGAUGUCCUGUCCACUCACAAUUAAGCUAACAGCUCCGUGUCAUUACCUCCGUCACUUUAAGUGAUGGGCCUGGCGUGUUUGUUGGCAGCAGCUCGUGCACGUGUGUCAGGGCGGCCGACUGCUUCUGUAAUCACAUCAUUUUAAUUUCAGGAACAGCUCUUACGCUCUUCAGUUGUAUCGUUGAACUCUCUUCACCUACAGUUUCAGAAUUGAUAUUGUUUGAUUUGUUAGAUUCCUUUCCACUCUAUCUUCCAUGCACUUUGAACACAAUGUGAUUUUGAUAUCACACCUUCACAGCUGGGAAUGACAUUUUCAAUACAUCCAAUCUGGCUUUGUGUGUUUCCCCCCCCCCAAGUGUUAACAACCUCUCAGACACAUUGAUCUGUGAGACACAAGCCCACUGUGAAACCUUGUUGGCAUCUCAAUAUCCUCCUUGAAACAAUGACCCCCCACUCUUUUUCACUGAUGAAUAGCUAAUGAAUACAACCAACAUGUGGUUUUGAUUUUGUAACCUGUCUGCCUUUGUAUGCAAGCUCAAUAUUAGCAAAAGAAAAAAAAAACUAACUGCAUGCGAAUGUCAUGUUUUGUCACAAGAUGACUUUGCCUAAUGUUUGAUACCAUUUUCUGUAUAAACCAACAGAAUAUAUGACCGUGGAUGCUCUAAGAUUGCGCUAAAAGUCAGUCUUUCCUUCGGGAAACAUUUUGUACCUUUGAACACUAUCGCGUUGCCUGUUUGGCUGCUGUAUUGACUAUUUGGAAGUGUGACUUGAUGUGAAUUAAAAUCUUUCCUUUGUUGUUUUGUUUCCUUUUUAAACUCAGGCACUUGUUUUCCGUUUUCUGGUUCCUUGAAUGUAUGAAAUAUAAAUGCCGU
Menidia menidia (Atlantic silverside) is the source of this 5538-nucleotide messenger RNA. The record is from the annotation of a GenBank genome assembly. Lineage: Eukaryota; Metazoa; Chordata; Actinopteri; Atheriniformes; Atherinopsidae.